Molecule: messenger RNA, 3085 nt
Organism: Apis laboriosa (Himalayan honeybee)
Lineage: Eukaryota; Metazoa; Arthropoda; Insecta; Hymenoptera; Apidae
Product: solute carrier family 41 member 1-like
Exons: 8
Coding region: 943-2685 (580 amino acids)
Biological process (GO): monoatomic cation transport
Cellular component (GO): plasma membrane
Molecular function (GO): monoatomic cation transmembrane transporter activity
Source: RefSeq, a predicted model, not a curated record
CGCGGAAAAUACUUAUAUAUAUAAUAAAUAUAAACAUUAUCAUAAUUAAAUUAAUAUAAUUAGUAAAUAAUAAAUAAAUAUUGCAGGUAUACACAGAUUCUGCAUAAUGUAUGCAGAUAACAAAGCUAAAAUUAACGAUAAAAUGAUAAAUACGAAACAAGCAAUUUUUAAUAAAUAUAUUAUCGUUCGACCGAUCGCUACUACACACUACUUUCACGUUUCGCAUAUAAAUGGAUGUCGAUUCGUAUAAGAUUUAACGUAUAAAUGAAAUUAUAAAAUUCGAUUUUUCGUCAAAUGUAAAAAAAAAAACAUUCGUUUCGUUUUCUUCGGUAAUUUAUGCUUUCAAUUUUUUUUACAACAACGAACAAUUUAAAAUGAUAAUCUCCGACUAGACCGUUCGUUCAAUUCGAUCAUGAUUAAUUUAACCAAUUACAUCAAAAUAUCGAAUGUUAAGACAAAAUUAGAUUUAAAAUGGACUGAUGUAGCGAUUCUUUAGUAAGAAGAUCGAUGAAGCGAAAUAACGAGGCAGAGGUGAGAGAGGCCAUACGAUAUUUAAAGAGAUCGUAGCUAAACGAAGAAAUAAUCCAAUAAUUAAUCAGACAGACGUAAAUAAUAGAUACGUUACGUGAACGAGUAAUAACGAGAUAACAGAUAAUGUAUAAAUAAUAGGAAUGAGUAAGAUAAAAGAUUAAGAGAGAAAGACAGGUGUGAAAGACGGGCGAUAGAUUGAUAGUUAGAUGGGCAAGGAAACGGAAAGAUAUAGAGUUAGAUAGCCGAGGAAAAGCAGACGAAUCAACACAGUUUCGAGAAUAUUGAAAAUCAGGUUUUUCGGGUCUAUGAAUCUGGUCAAGGUUCGAUACAUCAUCGAGGAUUCCCUUACAAAGAUAAAGGAGAAUGGCUAUAUAUCGGUGGCAGCGAAUCGCACGGGAUCCUCAGUAGAAGAUGAUAGAGGACCAGGUGCAUCAACAUCCGGUACGAUUACCUCCCGACAAAAACGCCCAUAUCGAUGUUACAUCCAAAUUUGAAAAUGAUCAAUGCAAAGAACCUUUACUUUCCGAAAAGCAAAUUUGCCACAGGAUAACGUCGGAGGAUGCUCGUUCGACCACUGGCUCGGAAUCAACGAUCGUAAACACAACGAUCAUGGGCACGAGUUUGGGCACAGGCACGACUACGGUGACGGUGACGGGUAUGGGGGGAGGAACGGGCACGAACGCAUGGAUGGACACGGUUGUCGGGGUUGACACCGUCGCCGAUCCCAACGAAAAAUCCGCGGAACAAGACCGCGUCGAUGUACCUAUAUUCGACGAGGGAACCACCGAUAGCGGCCGUCUUCCCGAUCUUGUCGCUCAGAGUAAAAUAUACGGUGUAAACGAAGAUGAACCUCUCGAAUCGUAUUUGGCGAUCACCAUUCAAGUUUUCAUACCGUUUCUUAUCGCCGGCCUUGGCAUGGUGGGGGCAGGAUUAGUUUUAGACUUAGUUCAACAUUGGGUCGUGUUCGAAAAAGUGAGCGAACUCAUCAUUCUAGUCCCAGCGUUAUUGGGUUUGAAAGGAAAUUUAGAAAUGACUCUUGCAUCCCGUCUUUCGACUCAAGCGAAUCUCGGCCAUAUGGACACGCCGAAACAACAAUGGUACAUGAUCGUUGGAAAUCUCGUCUUGAUUCAAAAAAUCAGUUCGUGUUGGCAGUGCCAGGCGAUAGUGGUUGGAUUUCUCGGCUCUGUGGUGGCAAUCGUAAUGGGAGCAUCUCGAAACGGUACCAUCUCGUUCGAUCAUGCAUAUCUAUUGUGCGCGAGCAGUUUGGUUACCGCAUCCCUGGCUUCGUUCGUCCUUGGAUUGAUAACUGCAGGUGUGAUCGUUUUCUCCCGACAUUGUCACAUUAAUCCGGACAACGUCGCGACACCGAUCGCAGCCAGUCUUGGAGAUAUCACCUCUUUGGCUUUACUCUCGUGGAUAUCUACGAUUCUUUACGAAUCAAUAAAUAAACAAGAUUGGGUCGCACCCCUCGUGAUCGCUUGCUACAUCCUGAUUACACCUCUCUGGGUAUGGAUCGCCAAGAGAAACAAAUACACAAACGAUGUCCUUUACUCCGGAUGGACUCCUGUCAUGAUCGCUAUGUUGAUCAGCAGUUGCGGUGGUCUGAUACUCGAAUUCAUGGUCUCGCGAUUCGAAAACUUGACCGUUUUCCAACCGGUGAUCAACGGCGUCGGUGGAAAUUUGGUAGCUGUACAAGCAAGCAGAAUAUCGACAGCCCUUCACAAACAAGCCGAACUGGGAACUCUUCUAAUUCCACCUGGUCACACGCAUCCCGUUAUCUUUAUUACACCUAUCGCUAACUUUUUUGGCAAAGGUAUGCACGCGAGAACAACCAGAGUUCUAAUGGCAAUGGUUAUACCAGGCCACAUAAUUUUCAUUUAUCUAAUUAAUUAUAUGAAGGAUGGCAACACUUCAUUAACGCCUCUCUUCGUUUUUGUUUACUUGUGCGCCGCCAUGCUCCAAGUUGCCGCUCUCCUGUACAUUGCGUACAUAAUGAUACAUUGGAUGUGGAAACGAAAAAUCGAUCCAGAUAAUUCGGCGAUUCCAUAUUUAACAGCGAUGGGAGAUUUAUUAGGCAUCAGUUUAUUAGCGAUUGCUUUUCAAUUUCUUUAUCUUGUUGGAGAUCAAGAUUUCGAUCGAACGAUCCCUCCCUAAAAAAUAUCUACAUACGUAUAUUUGCAUUCUGCAAAUAUUUCCCCGAUUCUUUUUUUUCCAACAACAUCCUAUCAUCGUUAUCGUUAUUGCUAUCGCCAAUGUUGUCGCUGUCAUAGUUUUUAUAAUUAUUAUACAUAUAUCGCCGUUAUAAAUAGAUAUAUGGUGCCAUAUUUUCUCUUUCUUCUCAUAAGCAAAAUUUAAAAAUAAUUAUUUUGUCAGCAUAUCUAAAAAGAUAAUAUACCUUUCCAAGAAAACGAAGCAAUACGUGCAAUUCGAAUUCAAAAUCAAUGCUAAAAUCUCAAAAUCGUACUUUUGCCAAAGAGGAAAGAUAAAAAUAUAUAUUAUAUUGUAUUAUAUUUUCGUGAUAAUUAAUUAAAUAUGAAUAUUCUUUCGUUAAAAA